CCUAAACAAACUUCAAGUACCUAUCCCAAAAUGUUCUCAACACGUUUCUUUUGUUUGUGUGGAUGGUUUCACUUUUGGGGACCAGACUAUGGCACAGUACGACGUUUCGCUGUCGCAUAUCCUGACCGCCUUGAUGACGGUAGAGCGAGCCAUCAAGUGCGAAACUGGAACGUUUUUUUCAUUUUUUUGUCACUGCAUCACUACCCUAGCUAUUAGGACGUUAUGUGUCCCAGCAUCGAGGCGAUUAACGGAAUGUUCUUCCGCGUCAAUCCCGUCAGUGUGGACGAAGGCGACAAACUGAUCAAGAAAACCCAACAAUCCGGUCGCUAUCCUCCCAAACACGACGACAUCCAGGAUGUAACGGAGGACUUCAGCGUUGAGGAGACGGAGAUUCUGUACAAGCGCAGCAAGAAGGCGCCCGAUGGAACGUUUCAUCUCCUCCUCGACCAAGAAAAUCUGCCCCAGGCGUUGUACGCCAUGGUUAUUGGCAAGGGAGGGCAGGCGAAGAAAAUCAUUGAAGAAGCCACAUCAGCGCGGAUUGUUAUUCCGGAGAAGCGGGAGCAGGAACGUGGGAAAUCUAUCGAGAUAAUUAGCUACGACGACGUCCAGUUGGUCCUAUGUCGACGCAGACUGUUGGCGUCAUUCCAGAAUUGCCGCAUGAGAAAUCCCUUCACGCACUUCGUGUGCUUCCCUCUUUUCAGUACCGCGGUGCGGCAGCGAUUCCAGGUGUUUAAAGAUGAAGUUACCGAGAAAUGUGGAGGGGCGCGUGGAUUUUCCCAAGAUCUUUUCCAGAAUCCGAAAAAGCUUCACCUCACAGUGGGAACACUGGUUUUAUACAAUCCCCGGGAGUCCGAUGUGGUGAUGGAGAGUGUAGAGGCGUCCGUCAGCGACUGCUUAUCAAAGCUUUCCUCUGCGCAGACUCUUACCUUCCGCCUCCGAGGGCUGGAAAUCAUGAACGACGACCCUACCGACGUAGACGUCCUUUACGGGAAGAUCGAAGAUCCUUCAGGUAUCCUGCAAAAACUAGCCGACCGCAUUUACCGUCAUUUGGCCCGCGCCAGUCCGCGUUUCCUCCUCGAUCAACAUGAGAACCGUGACUUUGUCAAAUUGCACGCCACUCUUAUGAAUAGCCGUUUCAGGAAGGGCGAAGAAGUCGGGGAAGACGAUGCCGGUGGCAACAUGAAGCGGAAAGCCUUCGAUGCCUCGGGCAUUCUCCAGCAGUUUGGCGCCUUCGAUUUCGGUGAAUGUGAGUUGGCGGAAGUACAUCUGUCGCAGCGAUAUUCUUCGGGGGAGGAUGGAUUUUACCGGCCUACUCGCAUGUUGAAGAUUGAUGCGAGUUUUUUUACCGAGAGUGGUGAUACGGUGGAAUGUUAUGGAGAUGAACCGAAUUGUCAUUACGAUGAAAAAGAAUUUGAAGGUGAAAUGUGAUUUUUGAUUGCUCGUAGCUAGCACUCAAAGUGAUUAUACUACUUGAAGAAAUUUUGUGUUUUAUUUGGUGGAUUAAAAAGAUCAAGUAGCCGGA
Messenger RNA from Paramacrobiotus metropolitanus, 1522 nucleotides. RefSeq names its product activating signal cointegrator 1 complex subunit 1-like. Gene Ontology annotation, biological process: DNA alkylation repair; regulation of DNA-templated transcription. Gene Ontology annotation, cellular component: nucleus. The transcript is spliced from 6 exons. The coding region runs from base 223 to 1428 and encodes 401 amino acids. Lineage: Eukaryota; Metazoa; Tardigrada; Eutardigrada; Parachela; Macrobiotidae. Gene Ontology annotation, molecular function: RNA binding. The record is from RefSeq and is a predicted model, not a curated record.